GAACACCUGACGGAGAAUUUUGGACCGAGGCCGGCGGCUUGUCAGAGGAUGAAGGCACUACAUCACUGGACAACCUGGUAAACUGAACUCUCCGAGAUUCAGCCAUCACAACUCACAACGCAAGCAGACUCUGCCAGGAGAUGCAGACACAAGACAUGCAGUGGAGGUUCUUCACCACACGGGGGCGUUGGAGGUCCAUGGGGAUGAGCGCACCAUACUCCACACUGCCUCCCUCUGCAUCUUCACUUCGGCCCCGCCGCAGCCCGGGCGAGCAUGGACAGUCGGGUACUCGAGCAUCCUCACGCCCAGUUCGGAGGCUCCUUGGGCGGGCUGGUGGGCUUCCCGUACGCGCUCGGCCCCCAUCACCACCACCACCACCAUCACCAGCACCUCUACGAGCUCGCCAACGGACACCAGCUGCAGUCCUCGGGCGCCGUCCCCUUCUCUAUAGACGGAUUACUUAACGGCUCCUGCUCGGCCUCGGUGGUCAGCAACAACUCGCUGCUCUCGCCCGACAGCCAGCAGUUCAAACUCUCAGAUUCUGGGGACGCGGAUAAGGACAGUCCCGGUUGUAAACGGAGACGCACGAGGACGAAUUUCACCGGGUGGCAGCUGGAGGAGCUCGAGAAGGCUUUUAACGAGAGUCACUAUCCGGAUGUGUUUAUGCGGGAGGCGCUCGCACUCAGGCUUGACCUCGUGGAGUCCAGGGUUCAGGUUUGGUUCCAAAACCGACGUGCUAAAUGGCGAAAAAAGGAGAACACAAAGAAAGGGCCGGGGCGGCCUGCUCACAACUCCCACCCGACCACGUGCAGCGGCGAGCCCAUGGACCCCGAGGAGAUCGCACGCAGGGAUCGAGAGCGGGCCGAGAAGAAGAAGCGGAAGCAGGAGAGGAAGCUGCUGAAGUCACAGAACAAACUUCUCGCAGGCGACAGCUUCCACACGCCUGGAGGUUCAGAGAGUGACAGCGGGGUCUCCCAGUUCACUGACAGCGAGCAGCAGUCUUCAAGUUGUAGUGGGUCUAUUCACAUUGAACUGCCAGCAUCGAAGUGCGCAGGAGGACACCAAACUGAAUCCAGCUGUGACCAAACACGACACGACUUCAGCCAACUACAAAACCACCAAAACCAAAGAACUACGGGAGAACCGGAGCAGGUGUCUCCAGGCAGCACGCACAGCUCCAGUCCUGGAGGGCCGAGGUCCUCUGCCCUGCAGAAACGCAACCCUUUCAGCGUGGAGAGCCUCCUCUCUGACGCCACACCUCGACGGAAAUCUCAGCUGGACUUCCCCUCAUUGCCCAGUCAGAGGACACUGGUGGGUAAAGGGCACUUCUUGCUUUACCCCAUUACCCAUCAGCCCUUGGGCUUUCUUGUGCCCCAAACAGCGCUGAAGGCCCCCCUGUGUCAGGACAACAGCAUUAACAGGCUCAGCCUGGGACAGAGGUGUGCGCCAAGUGAAGGGAGCCCCGCUCCCUCUGACCUCUCCGGCUUUAUCACUAAGCCUCUAAACUCGGAUCAUACGGAGCAUAACACGCAGCAUCACCACAAUCACAUUAGCAAUAGAGUGGAUGGAACAGACACGGAGGAGUGUGGUGGUGGUGGUGACUGCAGUAAUGGAAGAUUCCCCGUUUCUCCUCCAGCAAACAGUGUGGCUCAGACGGCUGUGGCCCGGCUGAGCUUCACACAGCCCAGGGACAGUGGGGAGGAGAAGAGUUUGAAAGUUCUAACGGCGGCAGCGACCAACGACCGCCACGCUGCCGAGCUGUGUGCAAAAGAGAAGGGGGCAAACGAGGAGCGAGCGUCUCCAGACCUCUCCGAGUGUCUCAAGGCAAACACAGACUGUCAAGAAACACCCGGAACAGAUGGAGAGGAUGUCGAUAUGGACUAACACUUGCAAGGAGCAAACAUAAACAAAAAGGACCAGGAACAGCGCUCAGACUAUUCAAACAUUCCCAAAGCUCUGCUGAGACACUCAAAAACAUAUCAGGAAUCAGGAGACUUUAUUUAUCAUCUAUUUUUUAAUCAUAACGUGUGAUCAAUCCAGAUGCCCCCCCCC
Molecule: messenger RNA, 2052 nt
Organism: Sander lucioperca (pikeperch)
Lineage: Eukaryota; Metazoa; Chordata; Actinopteri; Perciformes; Percidae
Product: homeobox protein unc-4 homolog
Exons: 5
Coding region: 274-1884 (536 amino acids)
Biological process (GO): regulation of DNA-templated transcription
Molecular function (GO): sequence-specific double-stranded DNA binding; DNA-binding transcription factor activity, RNA polymerase II-specific
Source: RefSeq, a predicted model, not a curated record